This is a messenger RNA of Arabidopsis arenosa, 431 nucleotides long. The record is from the annotation of a GenBank genome assembly. NCBI's taxonomy places the organism in Eukaryota, Viridiplantae, Streptophyta, Magnoliopsida, Brassicales, Brassicaceae.
AUUGAAUUGAAUAGUUGUAUUGUGGUCUUGUCACAGAGAUGGCCAAGUCGAAGAAUCACACGGCGCAUAACCAGUCGGCGAAAGCCCACAAGAACGGAAUCAAGAAGCCAAGGAGGCACCGUCACACCCCAACCAGAGGAAUGGAUCCUAAGUUCCUGAGGAACCAGAGGUACGCAAGGAAGCACAACAUCAAGGCCGGCGAGAAUGCUAGCGCUGAAGAAUAAGUAUUUUGAUUCUCUGUGAGACAUUUUUAAGUUUUUUUAUGAGUUUGAGACUUUCUUAGACAAAGGAACGAAUUUACUUUGCUCUUUUGAUUACGCAAUUGUGGUUUGUGUACUCUCUUCUCCUGGACUUAAUUUAAUAUCAGCAGUUUUCUAUUUAUCUUCUAUUAUCUGCAAGUUUCUUGUUUCGAUGCCAAUUCUUAGAUGGUU